AUGUCCGUUAAACCGUGCAUUGUGCUGCCGCUGGUCUUGGUAUUACUAGCGGGUGUAGUGGAUGCGGAGUCGAAGUCGAAGCCUAACAAGACGUGUCGCUCAGCAGGCAUACUCAAAUUUGACCCCUCGACGCGCCCCAUCCAGCAUAGAAAGAGAUUAGAGGUGUGCAGCAAGUUUCAAAAAAGAACAUGCUGUAAUGCUACUCAUACGGUGGCUCUUCGUCUGAAGAUUCGGGAGCCGGUGGUGGCUAAAUUCAGUCGUAAAUGCCAAGAAUUGACAGAGGAGAUGAUAUGCUCGUCGUGCCACCCGCUAAUGGGCACAUGGGAGAUGAAGAACGUGUGUCCGAGUCUGUGCAAUGACUGGUUUGAUGUCUGCAAGGAUGAGUAUUACGCUCAUGGAGGAUCGAGUUCACUGACUCCUUGCUACGGCAAUGCGCUGGUGUGCUCGCCUUUAAACGAACUGAACGUUAACGGUAUCGAAUGCUUUGACGGAUCUGUACCUGACGAACUAGGCGAAAUGGAGCCUUCUGAGCCGUGGCAAAUGCAGCUGAUGCGUAUGCUGAAAGAGGAGGCGGAAAACCCGUCCGGACUGUUUAUCUCAAGCUGUUUUAUUCUUUUAACAAUGGUCUUGAUGGGAAAAAAAGUUGUCAAGCAGAUUGGAGACCCCUUCGGCGGCAACCAGCUCAAUCUGAUGGAGGUUCGUCGCUUACAACAGGAGCGCUACGAGCACGGGGAGCAGGUGUACGACGACGAGACGGAAAGUAGCAGUGAUGAGAAUAGGCCGUCUCAAUCAACAAUUGAGCUGUCGAGCGACGGAAGUCUGCCACACGUUACCGCUGUGGCUACACGAUAA
Molecule: messenger RNA, 852 nt
Organism: Plasmopara halstedii
Lineage: Eukaryota; Oomycota; Peronosporomycetes; Peronosporales; Peronosporaceae
Product: RxLR-like protein
Exons: 4
Coding region: 1-852 (283 amino acids)
Source: RefSeq, a predicted model, not a curated record